AUCCAACGUCCUCGACACUCUCCCCGGCGGCGACUACGCCGAUGGCUUCGAGCGCAGCGUCGACCUGCUGCUGCGCUUCUUGUCCGACAAGUCGGCGGGGGACGCGGCGCUCUUAGAUGAGAUCAUCUAUGCCAACUUCCGCGGGUUCGGCGGGCUGGGCAACGACGCCGACGGAGGGGUGUCAGGGUUCGUCGCGAAGAACGUGGUGUAUCGAUCAGGGGACGGGCACGCGGCCAUGUACGCCGCCAUGAAGAUCCGGCUGGAGGAUGUGCGCCUGCGGUACGGCGACGCUGCUGCCUGCCUGGCCGACGUCGACUUCAUGGUUCCCCAAGACAACUCAUGCAAGCUCGUGGAGGUUUUGCAAACGAGCACGACGGGAAACCUCUGCGGCAAGGGGCGCGGCAGCGCGCUGUUGGCGCACGGCGUGGAGAAGAGGGCGGCGGCCCCUGCUGGCGACUCGGGCGACGAGAGCGAGCCGCGUUGA
Prorocentrum cordatum is the source of this 484-nucleotide messenger RNA. NCBI's taxonomy places the organism in Eukaryota, Dinophyceae, Prorocentrales, Prorocentraceae. The record is from the annotation of a GenBank genome assembly.